AUGUCUGCCCGUACUUUUUUAACUACUGGUAAAAAGAUUCCUACUUCUUCUUACUUGACCAAUGGUGGUACUAUUGAAAUUCCUUCAGGUUGUGAAGUUCACCAUGAAAUUGAAUUGGCUGUAGUUAUGGGUAAAGAAACACGCGAUUGUCCCGCUGCCAAAGUAAUGGAUCAUGUUGCAGGUUAUGCUUUAGCUAUUGAUUGUACAGCUAGAAAUCUUCAGAAUGAAGCUAAAAAGAAGGGACUUCCUUGGAGUACUGCUAAAGGAUUUGAUACAUUCUCUCCUAUUAGUGACUUUAUUCCUAAAGAUGCCUUUUCUGAUCUUUCCAACAUUGAUCUCUGGCUCAAAGUCAAUGGUGAGUAUCGUCAAAAGGGCAAUACCAAGGACAUGAUUUUUGAUGUGCCUUCCUUGAUUGAGUAUGUUUCUUCUGUCAUGAAAUUAGAAGCAGGCGAUGUUAUUAUGACAGGUACUCCUGCUGGUGUUGGACCUAUUAAAGCAGGCGAUGUUGUUACGGCUGGCAUGAAGCCUGGAAAUGCUCAAGAAGAUAUUGUCACUUUAAAGUUCGAUGUAGCUGAUAGACAAGGAUUAUUUAAAGCUUAA
Messenger RNA from Gilbertella persicaria, 600 nucleotides. RefSeq lists its product as uncharacterized. The transcript is spliced from 7 exons. The record is from RefSeq and is a predicted model, not a curated record. The coding region runs from base 1 to 600 and encodes 199 amino acids. Gene Ontology annotation, cellular component: mitochondrion. Lineage: Eukaryota; Fungi; Mucoromycota; Mucoromycetes; Mucorales; Choanephoraceae. Gene Ontology annotation, molecular function: acetylpyruvate hydrolase activity.